UGGCCGUUCGGUUCAGUCGUUGUUAAUGCCCGUUCAGAGUCGGUCGUGGGUCCAAGUUGUAAGUGUUUGUGUAGUGUAACGGUGCCCAGCAACGAGGUUGCAUGGCUAUUACUUCGUGGAGGCAAAAAGGAGUAAAAUAAAUAAGGAUGCCGCGCCUAGAGCAGCCGCCGCCGGAAGACUUCCGCCGCAUUCUGCGCGAGAAAGCACUGAACCACAGUUUGUUUUACUUGAAGCUCGGCGCGGGAGUUGCGCCCGAGCAGCCCGAGCACGCGCGCGGGCAGACGGCGCCCGUCCGCCGGCAGAGCGACACUGCGGCGCGCGCGCGCUCCCCCCGCCACCCGCAGCCGCGCGUCUCCGAGCUGCUCAAGCGCUUCGAGCCGGGGCCCAUGCAGUACCUGCGAUUGCCGCGAGCGGUCACGCCCACGGAGGACAUCAGCUCGUCGGACGAUGACGACCGCGCCGCCGUCAGGCGCAGAAGCCGUGACUUGAGCGACGAUUCCGCGGUCGAGCUGGAGCCCCGGAGGCGGCACUCGCACCCCCGCGACGUCACCCCGCCGCCGGACGCGAUGUCACCCCGACGGGAGAGGACCCUCAUUGAGGCGAACGUGGUUGAGAUCGGACGGCGGGGUAGUGAGGGGUGUGAGACGCGAGGGCGCUGUGUGAGGACCCCGAGCGUGGUGGUCAGUGACUAUUCUGACGGGAUCGCGGUGGGAGCCACGGAGGAGGAGGUGGACUGGCUCAGGUCGAGGUCGCUGUCUGCGGACUCCGCCUGCUCUUCCUGUUCCACUCUGUCCAGCCGCGAUGAUGAGGAAUUCGAAUCUCCCCCGCUGCAAAAGAAGAUGAACGCAGCAUGAACGGUUGGCUUGAGCGACCUUUCGGCGCCACUUCUUUCAUCUUUGGACUGCGGGACUGUACCAGCCACGUACCAGCUAUGCAGCAGUCAAGACAUUAACCCUUACGAAUGCUAUGUUCUAUACUUUUUAGCUCUUUCACUGAAGGUCUACUUAGAGUCUCAUUGUCAUGUAGAUAGAAACGUUUUUUGUGUUUUGCUAAAGAUAACGCGGCGAUCAGAAUGAGUACAUUUUUAACGAAAUUGUUGUUAUCCAACGAAGAUAGUGGUAAUGCACACGGUGCAUUGAUUUUAAUGUAUCCGAUCUGAGCCUUGAUAAAAAUAAAAGUAAAUGCCGGGUCCGAUAAUGAAGUAUCGGCUUAUAUCAAUUACUUUAGAUAGUAUCUAUAAAUAUAUUCGAAUUAAAUAUACAGUAUUA
Messenger RNA from Colias croceus (clouded yellow), 1268 nucleotides. RefSeq lists its product as uncharacterized. NCBI's taxonomy places the organism in Eukaryota, Metazoa, Arthropoda, Insecta, Lepidoptera, Pieridae. Bases 147 to 854 code for a protein of 235 amino acids. The record is from RefSeq and is a predicted model, not a curated record. The transcript is spliced from 4 exons.